Molecule: messenger RNA, 711 nt
Organism: Phascolarctos cinereus (koala)
Lineage: Eukaryota; Metazoa; Chordata; Mammalia; Diprotodontia; Phascolarctidae
Source: RefSeq, a predicted model, not a curated record
AUGAGGCCGUCUCCAUAUUCAUCGGUGGAGCUAACUCUGAAGAGCCAUGGCUACUCCCAACAUUCUUGUGAUGCUGUUUUCUGUCCUGAUGUCAGGAGUGAUUUCGAAGCCCCUGAUACCGACUCCUAACCACUUUCCGACCCAGAGGAGCUGUCAAAUCAGCCAAUUCAAGUCUCUUUCACCUCGGGAGCUGGAAGCCUUCAAGGUGGCCAAGGAUACCUAUGAGGCGUCCAUGCUUCAGACAGAGAGGAAAUGCAGCUCCAAAUUAUUCCACAGGAACUGGGACCUUCGACAAUUACGGCUAUCAGAUCGUCCCAGAGUCUUAAAGGCUGAACUGAACUUGACUCUGGAGGUCUUGAAAGCCAUGGAUAACCCUGACCUGGAGAGAGUUCUGGCUCAACCCCUACAAACCCUCAGCCACAUCAACCAGGAGAUCCAAAGCUGUGUUACUCCCCUGCCCUCUAGAGGCCACAAGCUUUCCGGCCGCUUGAAGCACUGGCUGCAUAGGCUCAGAAUCUCAGGGCUGCCUGGAGGCUUCAGCCAUGUUGAACCUCUUCCGACUCCUGACCCAAGACCUCCAGUGUGUGGCCCAUGGGGACCUCUGUUGAUGAUCCAGGCCCAGCCUGAGCUCUGAGGCUGAACUUAUGUGCUCCAAACCUUAUUUAUAGACCAACACUACUCUUCCCAUUUAUUUAUUCCCCCCAUCCCAGC